Drosophila obscura is the source of this 1598-nucleotide messenger RNA. Its product is annotated as transmembrane protein 198. The record is from RefSeq and is a predicted model, not a curated record. The transcript is spliced from 5 exons. The coding region runs from base 347 to 1498 and encodes 383 amino acids. Gene Ontology annotation, cellular component: plasma membrane. NCBI's taxonomy places the organism in Eukaryota, Metazoa, Arthropoda, Insecta, Diptera, Drosophilidae.
GCCUUUCCCAUGCACGGAUAAAUAGUUACAAGUGAAACAAAGGCGUCGACAUUCGAAUGAGACAGACUCGAGAUGCGAGGACGGUAAGAGAGUGCUCCGCCCUAUUUUGAGGCCUUGUUGCAGGAGCUUGACACACAAAGCGGAGUGUUGUGGGCAGAAGAGAGAGGAGGGAUGCGAGGCUGAAGGUGGUACAAUGUACGGUUCAGUGCUGGAAUGCGUGGCAGAGUGAACAACAAAUAGCUGGACUCUAUCCACAGCUAUCCAACUCGACGUCCAGCGUCAAAACCGUUUUGCAUUUCUUUAAAAAACAACAAAAAAACGACCCCAAACGCAUUCUGCCGCCGGAAUGAGGGUGGGGGCGGAUGUGGUCUACGAUGGCCACGACUAUGGCAAUGAUGAUGCCAUGGGCAGUCCGCUGGAUUGGCCAUUUCUGAUAAAGGGCAUCUUGGAGAACCAGACAUGCACCCCAACCGCACCGGAUACCCUGGCCGCCAUACUAUGGGCCAUUUUCGCCGUAUUCGGUAUCGUGUACGCCCUGCUCGGCUACCGCUGCCUUCGAGCCGUGGGCUUUCUGAGCGGACUAAUGGUGGGCGCCAAUGGGAUAUUUAUACUGCAGGACUUCCAGAUCACAUUCCUGGGCAAGCCGGCGGACUCGGCUUUGGCCAUUGUGGCCGGACUGCUGGGCGCCGUGCUCGGCUCCACAUAUCCAGUUGCCUCGGUGCUGAUCAGUGCUUUUGCCGGAGCCCUGCUGUCCGGUGCCGCAAUGGCCGUUUGUGUGGCCACAAUGCCGGACAACGAAUUUGGGUACCGUGAAAUAUAUGUGGCCGUGGUGGGUGGUGCCGUUAUAUGCUCGGUGCUCACCCUGUGCUGUGUCAAAUACGUGACCAUACUCACCUCCAGUAUCGUGGGCACGGCCAUGAUCAUCGGAGCCAUCGAUUUCUUCAUGCACGGCCUGGAGACGAUCAACUGGAUACUUAAUAUGAGGCCGCAUCCGUUGCCGCCUCCGUGCUAUGGCGGCCUCCUGAUAGCCGCCUGGCCCGUGACCAUUGUGCUCAGCAUUAUGGUGCAGUGCUUCAUAACCGCCUGGCGGGUGGAUCAUCGCAAGCGUGUCUACAUGCGGCACCAUAACCAUCCCAAUCAUCCCCAUGCCACGCACUUGCCGCACAGCCAGCAGCAGGCUGGACCGGGCCACGCCCAUGCACCCGUAAGACGCUCACAAUCGCGCACACGCGAGACCCGCGAGGAGGCCAGACAGCGCAAAUUCCGCUACCUGUACCAGGUGCGAACGGCACGGGGCGACAUCAUAUCACAGAACUUUGUGUCGGCCCUGCAGAAGCGUAUCCAACUAAGUGGCACAGAGACGCCAUCGGAGAGGUCGAUCAAGACCAGCUCGAACGAGCGGAACACUUUCAGAAGCGACCGCACCCACUUUACCACCAUCCACGAUCCGGACUCGGAGCUGUGCGACAAGAUUGAAAUUGUGCGUGACAUUGGAUAACAAACAAGCAAUAGCUACAUGUAGCUAUACCCGUAAGGGGGGACUACGGGACUGUGGUACUCUGAAAAGGCUUGGACACGGGUCGGGGGAUUAAUCGCAU